Wasmannia auropunctata (little fire ant) is the source of this 2690-nucleotide messenger RNA. Its product is annotated as transketolase-like protein 2. Gene Ontology annotation, molecular function: transketolase activity; thiamine pyrophosphate binding. The transcript is spliced from 8 exons. Bases 165 to 2048 code for a protein of 627 amino acids. The record is from RefSeq and is a predicted model, not a curated record. Lineage: Eukaryota; Metazoa; Arthropoda; Insecta; Hymenoptera; Formicidae.
CGCGACGUUCGCGUGCGCACACUCGCAGCUCGCUGCACGUUUACGGGUACCGUCGACGAACGUCGGAAAAGCCGCGGGGGACCCACGCACGGACGCCGUUCAACGAAGCCGUACUCACCGUAGACACGCAGGACGCACGUACGCAACGCACGCGGACACGAAACAUGGCGAACUAUCACAAGCCGGAGUCGAAGACCAUCCAGGAGCUGCGGGACAUCGCGAACAAGCUGAGGAUCCACGCAGUCGAGGCGACACAGGCCAGUAAGUCCGGACAUCCGACAUCAUGUUCGUCCAUGGCCGAAAUUAUGUCCGUCCUCUUCUUCCAUACAAUGCGUUACAAAGUAUCAGCACCACGUGAUCCAAACAGUGAUAGAUUCGUCCUCAGUAAAGGCCAUGCGGCUCCAAUUCUUUAUGCAGCAUGGGCGGAAGCAGGCCUGUUCCCGUCUAGCGAGUUGCUGAAUUUGAGAAAAUUCGAUAGCGAUCUGGAAGGACAUCCUACCCCGAGGCUGAAUUUUGUAGACGUAGGAACCGGUUCACUAGGACAAGGCCUUUCAGUUGCCGCAGGCAUGGCUUAUGUCGGAAAGAAUUACGACAAAGCCAGUUACCGUGUUUAUUGUUUGAUUGGUGACGGAGAAGCGGCGGAAGGUUCCAUCUGGGAAGCCCUACAUUUUUCAUCUUAUUAUAAGUUAGACAAUCUUUGUGCCAUCUUUGACAUCAAUCGUCUUGGACAAAGCGAACCGACUUCACUGCAACAUAAUAUGGAAGUGUACCGCAAAAGAUUAGAGGCCUUCGGUUUCAAUGCCUUAGUUGUGGAUGGCCAUGACGUGGAAGAAUUGGCGAAGGCCUUCCAUGAAGCGCAAAAUACAAAAGGACGUCCCACUGCCAUUUUAGCUAAGACUUUUAAGGGCAAGAACUUCCCUGAGAUCGAAGAUUUAGAAAACUGGCACGGCAAGCCUCUGGGCAAUAAGGCGACUGACGUUAUUCAGCAUUUAAGUGGACUUCUGAAGAACCCUGGUCCUCUUGGAUUACAUCCACAAAAGCCACUUGUGGAUGAUGCUCCUAUUGUAGACAUCAGCAACGUUAUAUUGGCGUCACCUCCAAGUUACAAACUGGGCGAACAAGUAGCUACGAGGUUAGCUUACGGCACGGCUCUUGCGAAGCUGGCAAAGAAUAAUCCUCGUGUCAUAGCUCUGGACGGUGAUACAAAGAAUUCCACGUAUGCCGAGAAGAUCAAAACCAUUGAUCCAGCUAGAUUUAUCGAAGGAUUCAUUGCCGAACAGAAUGUCGUGGGUGUCGCCAUCGGUGCCGCUUGCAGAGAUCGUACCGUCGCGUUUGUGUCCGCUUUCGCGACAUUCUUCACGCGUGCCUUCGAUCAGAUCCGCAUGGGUGCGAUAUCUCAGACGAAUGUGAACUUCGUCGGUUCGCAUUGCGGCGUGUCUAUCGGCGAAGACGGGCCCUCGCAGAUGGGCCUAGAGGACAUCGCAUUGUUCCGUGCGAUCCCGGGUUCUACCGUCUUCUACCCGAGCGACGCCGUGUCAACGGAGCGGGCCGUCGAACUGGCGGCUAACACCAAGGGCAUCUGCUUCAUUCGCACUUCUCGUCCGGCCACGGCCGUCUUGUACAAGAACGACGAGCCGCUGGCCAUCGGUAAAGCCAAAGUGGUCAGAUCUUCCGCGAAGGAUCAGGUGCUCGUGAUUGGCGCCGGUGUAACGUUGCACGAGGCGAUCAAGGCGGCGGACGAGUUAGCCAAGGCUGGAAUCAACGUCCGUGUUAUCGAUCCGUUCACGAUCAAACCUAUCGACGCACAGACUGUCAUAAAGAAUGCCAAAGAGGUCGGCGGCAGGAUCGUCACCGUUGAAGACCACUAUGCGGAGGGCGGCCUGGGAGAAGCGGUCCAGUCCGCGGUCGCUUUGGAAAGGAACGUGAUAGUCAAGAAGCUGGCGGUGCCGAAUGUACCGCGUUCUGGCCCGCCGGCGGUAUUGCUCGACAGUUACGGCAUCAGUGCCCGUAACAUCGUCGCGGCGGUGCAGGAAAUUGUGAAAUAUUAGUCUCGCAGCUGGCGAGAUCGCUGGUUAGACCGGCGGUGAGUUAAGUCUAUAUGUCUACAAACAAUUCUAUUUUUUUCAAAGCAUAAAUUUCGAUGGAGUACACAUGAAACAUUCCCAUCUCCCUUUAAGACGUCUUUACAACGAUAGAAACUGAUAUUUCGGUAGAGUUGAAUUUCCGAUGCUGCAAGAUGCGCGAGAUGUGAUCCGCAGCAUCGAAAUUUCAAGCUCUGCUCUGAAACGCCUAUUGUACAUUGAGUGUACAUACAAUCAAAAGCAUUUAUUUCUAAGCAAACGAAUAUAUAGUCUGUUGACGGAGAAAAAAAGAUAUCUUUAUACAUAUAUAUAUUUGCGAUUUAUAUAAGAGAGCAAAUUUAUAAGCACAAGUUUGUACAACAUUUUUCUAACACAACGAAGUUUAUUCCUUAAGAAAAUUCCGUAUUUGAUGUUUCUCGUAUAUUAAAAAUCUUUUUACUUUUAUUAUACAAAGCGCACAAGAAUGAAAUAUUAAAAUGUCUUUUGGGAUUACUUUUAUAGGAUAUCAAAUGGAAAUAGAAUUAUCUUUUGAAAGCAAUGAUUCUAUUUUACUUUCCGCUCUGUGCUCCACUUUUGCGCUCUAAAGAAGUUGUUUUUUGUCAAGGAAAA